AUGCUGCAUCGCGCGACCGCAGAAGAGGUCAAUCGCCUCAUUGACCACGAAGCCGCCAUGUUCGCUGCCACUUAUCUUCUCCGAAACCAUGGCUUCCAUCCGAAUGUCUUCAUGAUUUUUGGCUUCUGGACCAUGCGACCUCGGGCCACCGUCUUCACACUUCUGUUCUUCAUCAUUUCUCGUGUAUGUUUUGGCCAAAAAGGCAACGAGAAUACUUAUUUGUGGUCGCUCAAAGAUCACACGGUGGAAGAUACCCUGCUCAAUAUAUUCAGUCUACCCUUCGCGCUGUGGGAUAUCCUGCAUCGACCCGAUAGCUUGGAUGCGGGUGUCUAUUCGGACGAUCCUGCAUACCCACGCCUCUGGAAUUCCUUCUAUGCAAUCGCUGGUGCCGGUGCUGUCAGUGCUUUCCUCGGGGUUAUAAUGUUGGGCCACGCCUGUUCAAGCAAUAGGAGACAGGGAACCGGAGAAAUUCUGUAUAGUGUGUGCCGAACAGCAUUCGUUAUCAACGCUGGGACUGACUUCUGCCCUGGAAGCGUCGUCGGUGAAGGUAUUGUCUUGGGUGUCGCCCUUUUCAUCAUUGCGCUAGUUCGACCUAUCAUUGGAGGGCCCGACUCUUCAUGA
Cladophialophora psammophila CBS 110553 is the source of this 621-nucleotide messenger RNA. RefSeq lists its product as uncharacterized. NCBI's taxonomy places the organism in Eukaryota, Fungi, Ascomycota, Eurotiomycetes, Chaetothyriales, Herpotrichiellaceae. The transcript is spliced from 3 exons. Bases 1 to 621 code for a protein of 206 amino acids. The record is from RefSeq and is a predicted model, not a curated record.